AAGAUAGUGCCUUUUUUUCCAGACAAGACCUCGUAUCGUCUAAGUCUGCCAUUAUUGUCGCUCAAGGUUUUCUCGUUGGACGGAUGCUCCUCUAUCCACGUUGGCGCAGGUCCCUGUUUCUAAAUCUCUUGCGCGCGGAUCAAGCUUGAUAGCAAAUCAUCAACUUUUCGGAUUCGCACCGAUUUACAAGCACAGGCUGGGCAGGAUACCUCUGGUAAGCAAGGAGGUCUCGCCGCAACCAGAAAUGACGAGAGGAUUCUCCCAGUUGCGUCUCAGCUGAAUCUAUGGACGUACCUUCGACAAUGAAAUUUCUGCAGGAAGACCAAUGUCCUUCGAUCAUCACACCAGACAGGAGUUUGGCGGAGCAGGUUGCCAAUGCAUGUACAGACGAAGCAACAGAAUCAGACCUGAACAGCACCUGAAACAGUACGUAGUGCGAGGGAUGCAUGCUCAUGAUUGAUGAUUACUGUAAUGGAUCACUUUCUUGUAGCCUUUGUAUGAAUCAAUUUGUCUGUUUGAAGUUUCGUCCGAGCUUCACGUAGGCUCACUGAAACUGAGUUCACUGAAUGUCUCCACUUGACAACUUUAUAGUGCUCGACCGUCCUUUUGGGUAUAAUCGGGGUUCAUGAACUCGCACCGCUACGUCAGAAGCAUGUUCUCCAAAACGUUUGCUACUGUAUCCAUGUUCACUAGUAUUCCGGCUUUGAAUAAAGUGUGAUAUUAAGUAA
Messenger RNA from Marchantia polymorpha subsp. ruderalis, 728 nucleotides. Lineage: Eukaryota; Viridiplantae; Streptophyta; Marchantiopsida; Marchantiales; Marchantiaceae. The record is from the annotation of a GenBank genome assembly.